Messenger RNA from Iphiclides podalirius (scarce swallowtail), 861 nucleotides. The record is from the annotation of a GenBank genome assembly. NCBI's taxonomy places the organism in Eukaryota, Metazoa, Arthropoda, Insecta, Lepidoptera, Papilionidae.
AUGUUUCCGUUCCGAAUUACCAGUCGUAUCUGGGGACGUCUGGCGGCGUGCGAGAUUCCAACUUCGAUGCGGAAUUUUGUAUAUGGAAUUUACGUGAAGUUUUUCAAUGUCAAUUUAAGUGACGCCGCCGUGACCGAUUUGAAAUAUUAUAAGAGUUUGUCUGCGUUUUUUACGCGACCCCUAAAGGAAGGCGCGAGAUACAUAUCGCCAUCGAUAUGCGUUUCCCCAUGCGACGGUGUGGUGCUUAAUUGCGGCCCGGCGGACACUGACAAGAUAGAGCAAGUCAAAGGCGUCACAUACAGCCUGGAGGAGUUCCUCGGCGAGAACAAAUGGUCGAAAAACACCGACACCAACUACUACACUUCGCUGUUGACGGACAAGAGGAAUAUAUUACACCAAUGCAUAAUUUACCUCGCGCCAGGUGACUACCACAGGUUUCACUCCCCUUGCAAUUGGACCUCUAAGUUCCGUAGACAUUUUUCUGGCAAGCUACUCUCCGUGAAUCCGUGGAUGGCGCGGCUUAUACCAGGGUUGUUCACAAUGAACGAGAGGGCAGUUUACGUCGGUGAGUGGAAACAUGGAUUUUUCAGUAUGACAGCCGUCGGUGCUACAAACGUUGGCUCUAUAGAGAUAUACAGCGACCCACACCUCCGGACGAACACAAAAGGCAAACGAAACAGAGUUGACGAGCUGAAUGUUGAAGUAUCUUAUAAUAAAGGUGAAUUGUUUGGGCAGUUUAACAUGGGUAGCACAAUCAUUCUUCUUUUCGAAGCCCCAAGGGACUUCAAGUUUGAAUUUAAAUCUGGUGAUAGGGUGCUUGUGGGUCAGGCCUUGACAAUGGCUGCCGCGCAGCAAAGUAGA